This is a messenger RNA of Cyclocybe aegerita, 1839 nucleotides long. The record is from the annotation of a GenBank genome assembly. Lineage: Eukaryota; Fungi; Basidiomycota; Agaricomycetes; Agaricales; Hemipholiotaceae.
AUGCACUACUCGUCCUCCUCUUCAAACGGCUCGUCGAGAUCUGGCUCCCCAGACACUCGUGCGACCACCCCGCCUGCGUCCUCAGAAUGCUGCGACUCGCAUCUCCCUGCGAGCUACGUCCGCAUUCUGGCUUCCUUGCCCUCCAGUUCAACACUGGAGGCGCUCUUUGAGAAGCAUGCGUCCUGUGGACGCUUGGGACUUGUUAUCGACGACGAUGCGCAAUUUGCGACCGACGUCGGUCAGGAGGAAUGGACCAAGGUCGCCGACCCUGUAGAGCACUUUGUGUCCAAGUCGUACGCACCCACCGGAUCUCAACCUAUUUUGGCUACUGACCCCAUUCAAGCCGGCCACUUGCAUCUCUUCUCCCUUGCCUCUCUUCGUUCUGUCUUCUCAAUCUCGCUCAAUGCCCACAGCACCCUCCACGUCCUCGAGAAGCCUGCCUUUUCCUAUUUACCUCUCACCUAUACCACCGCCCGCAGUCUCGCGCCGUCUGCCGAUGGCAAGUCGGGCAACAUACCCUCCGUCGACGACUGGAAAACCCUCUGGGCCAACUGGGAUCUCAUCACCCUCAAGAUGAUCCCUCCGUCGAUGCUGCACCAGAAACCCAUCGACUUGCGCCACAAGUGUCUUUUCUACAUUGGACAUAUCCCAACGUUCUUGGACAUGCUCAUCUCCAAGUCCAUUGGAGGAGAGGCUACAGAGCCGAAGUGGUUCUGGAAAAUCUUCGAGAGAGGUAUCGACCCACACGUCGAUGAUCCGAACCACUGCCACAACCACUCCGAGGUCCCAGAGAAGGACGAAGACUGGCCAACGCUCGAGUCGAUCAUGAGCUUCCGGGACGGCGUCCGCCGGCGCCUCCUGGCGCUGUACGACGACCUCGCGAGCGGCCGCCGUGUCCUCACGCGGAACAUCGCGCGCACGCUCGUCAUGACGCAUGAGCACGAGGGGUGGCAUAUCGAGACCCUCCUGUACAUGCUCAUCCAACGCGCGGGCAGCGGCACCCUCCCGCCUCCAGGGUUCACAGUACCGCCCUGGUCCGCCCUCGCCGACCAGUGGGCCCUCACACCUCCGCCCUCCACCCCAACCGUGCUCUUCCCCGCGCAGACGCUCGUCAUGGGCCACGACGACUCCGAGGCGGACGAUGGGAAGGAUGACGCUUCCGUUCCUCAGCAGCAAAGGGAGGAUGUGCGUGGGAGGACGUUCGGAUGGGAUAAUGAGAGCCCGAGGAGGGAGGUGCAGGUGGGGAGUUUUAGGGCGGAGUGGAGGCCGGUGACGAAUGGGGAGUUUGAGCUGUUUUGGAGGGAGCAGGAGGGGAAGGUGGGGUUCCCACCGAGCUGGGUGCAGGAGGAUGGGGCGGUCAAGGUGCGCACAAUGUACGGCCUCGUCCCGAUGCAUAUCGCCGAGCACUGGCCUGUGCUGACCGCGUACGACGACCUUGCGGCGUAUGCCCGCGCCAAAGGCGGCCGUCUCCCGACGGAGCCUGAGCUCCGCCUCUUCUUGGACUUGUACGAUGUCGGCCACGAGGGCGGUGCGAAUGUGGGCUUCAGGCACUGGCAUCCUGUUCCAGCGACGAUGGGCCUCGACAAGUGUGGCGGCAAGGGCACGAACGGCGGCGUCUGGGAGUGGACCUCGACUUUGUUCGACACCCAUGACGGGAUCGUACCAACCAAGCUCUUCACUGGCUACUCGGUCGACUUCUUCGACACUAAGCACCAUGUCGCUCUUGGCGCCUCGUAUGCUACCAUCCCUCGUCUUGCUGGCCGCCGCACCGUCAGGAAUUUCUACCAGCACAACUACCCAUAUCCUUGGAUCGGUGCCCGAGUCGUCUAUGAUGUCUGA